Messenger RNA from Armigeres subalbatus, 543 nucleotides. RefSeq lists its product as uncharacterized. The record is from RefSeq and is a predicted model, not a curated record. Lineage: Eukaryota; Metazoa; Arthropoda; Insecta; Diptera; Culicidae. The transcript has a single exon. Bases 1 to 543 code for a protein of 180 amino acids.
AUGGACAAAAAACUCAAUUCCAGCGAGCAUAUAUCUGUGACCACCGCCAAAGCUUUUGCAGUGCUCGGUUUCAUUCGUCGCAACGGCGCGGAAUUCAACGACGUGUUUUCUUUAAAAAGUUUGUACAGCUGUCUUGUUCGCAGCAUACUUGAAAAUGCCGUACCAGUUUGGGCACCGUUCCAUGAAGUGCAGUCAGCCCGUAUCGAACGAGUUCAGCGUAGUUUUGUCCGGUUCGCCCUCAGGAGGUUGCCCUGGACCAAUCCUUUGCGAUUACCACAGUACAAGGAUCGUUGUCAGCUAAUGCACUUGGGAUCGCUCCGCCAAAGACGUGCAUAUUUGCUGCGGAUGUUCGCCUUUGACCUGCUAAGCCACCGGCUGGACUGCGAUGAGCUACUACAGCGUGUCAUCUUUUAUGUUCCGACUCGCUGCUGCCGUCAGCUGCAACUAUUUUGGGCUAGAAGACCUCCGAAGACCUUUGGGCUAGAAGACCUCCGUUUUCGGCCAGAACCAUCCGCUAGAAAGAUGUUUCAACCUUCUCAAUGA